Molecule: messenger RNA, 258 nt
Organism: Ustilaginoidea virens
Lineage: Eukaryota; Fungi; Ascomycota; Sordariomycetes; Hypocreales; Clavicipitaceae
Exons: 2
Coding region: 1-258 (85 amino acids)
Source: RefSeq, a predicted model, not a curated record
AUGCAACAGAAGCCCAGGAUCAUUCUCAACAUUCUCAAAGAGGGGCCCGGAAGAAAGGCCCGGAAACGGCUGGAGCAACAACACGACAUGGAUCCGUCAACGUCUGGAAUCAUCAACAUCGUCGUCAUCAUCGUCAUCAUCAUCGUCGCCGGGGACUUGGAAAUGCACCCAAUUAUCUUUGCAGGCGGCCCCAUGCCCCAAUCUGGCACGAUCUCCAACAGCCAUCCCGCUUUCGACAUGGACAACGACAGUGCAUAA